AUGAGCUUCGUUUCAAGGAUCCUCGCCGCUGCACGCCCCUCCCUCACAGCAUCCGCAAGAGCAUAUACCACAGCCGCCUCAGAGGCACCAAAAGCAUCCACAGAAGGAUACUACAAGGUCACCCAGACCCGCUCCUUGAUCGGUGUCCCCAAAUCAACCAUCAAAGUUCUCAAGUCGCUCGGUCUUGGAAGGAAGAUCGGUCGCCCAGUAUUCCAGCCCCAUGAGCCCAGCGCAGCAGGAAAGAUCUUGAAGGUCAAGGAGUUGGUUAAGGUCGAGAACAUGGCAGGACCCAUCCCUCCAGAGGGUUUCCAGCGCACCCGUGCCACCAAGGGAUACAAGGUCGUCGGCAAGAUGUUGUAA
Linnemannia hyalina is the source of this 360-nucleotide messenger RNA. NCBI's taxonomy places the organism in Eukaryota, Fungi, Mortierellomycota, Mortierellomycetes, Mortierellales, Mortierellaceae. The record is from the annotation of a GenBank genome assembly.